CGCGUCCUCUCGUUGGCUCGUUCCGGCCUCAGCGCGCCGCCGGCUCCACUCACCACCCCCUCCUUCCCCCCCGCCCCUCCCCAAGCACACCUCGGCGGCUGCGAGCCGCGCGGGGGAGGGGAAGGGGCCGGGAGGUAGGCCGGGGCUGCGGGCCGGACGCGGCGGCGCGCACGCAGGCCUUGCCUCUCCCGGGCCUUCUCCUUCACGCCGGCCGCAGGGCGGGCGCGCACGCCGAGUGACGCUCGGAGGAGGAAGCGCAGCCCCCUUCCCCUCCCUGGCUGCCCCUGCCCCAGCGGGAGCCCCCCCAGUGCGCCUGUGCGGAGGCCUACUUGAUUAUGUGUGCCCUCUCCGGGCUCCAGCGUUAGCGGCCGGGUGGAGGUGGGGAGGGAAGAAGACGAGGAGGAGGAGGAGGCGGAGGAGGCGGUGGAGGGGAGGUGGGGGGAGUCAGCAAGGACAUGGCUCCUGACUCCUGUGCGGAACGUGAGUGACUGAGCGGCAAAGCCCGAAUGGUCUCUAGCGACCGGCCCGUGUCACUGGAGGACGAGGUCUCCCAUAGUAUGAAGGAGAUGAUUGGAGGCUGUUGCGUUUGCUCAGACGAGAGAGGCUGGGCCGAGAACCCGCUGGUUUAUUGCGACGGGCACGGCUGCAGCGUCGCGGUGCAUCAAGCUUGCUAUGGCAUUGUUCAAGUACCCACUGGACCAUGGUUUUGCAGGAAAUGUGAAUCUCAGGAGAGAGCAGCCAGAGUGAGAUGUGAACUGUGUCCUCAUAAGGAUGGAGCUUUAAAAAGAACAGAUAAUGGGGGUUGGGCUCAUGUGGUUUGUGCCCUGUAUAUUCCAGAGGUACAGUUUGCCAAUGUUUCUACAAUGGAACCAAUUGUUUUACAGUCUGUUCCACAUGAUCGUUACAAUAAGACUUGCUACAUUUGUGAUGAACAAGGACGAGAAAGCAAAGCAGCUACCGGUGCUUGCAUGACAUGUAAUAAACACGGAUGUCGGCAGGCUUUCCACGUGACGUGUGCUCAGUUUGCUGGACUACUUUGUGAAGAAGAAGGUAAUGGUGCAGAUAAUGUCCAAUACUGUGGCUACUGUAAAUACCAUUUUAGCAAGCUGAAAAAGAGCAAACGGGGAUCUAAUAGGUCAUAUGAUCAAAGUUUAAGUGAUUCUUCCUCUCACUCUCAGGAUAAACAUCAUGAGAAAGAGAAAAAAAAAUAUAAAGAAAAGGACAAACACAAACAAAAACACAAGAAGCAACCAGAGCCAUCACCUGCGUUGGUUCCUUCUUUGACUGUUACCACAGAAAAAACUUAUACAAGCACUAGCAGCAACUCUAUAUCUGGAUCAUUGAAGCGUUUGGAAGAUACUGCAGCUCGAUUUACAAAUGCAAACUUCCAGGAAGUCUCUGCGCACACAACUAGUGGAAAAGAUGUUUCAGAGGCUAGAGGGUCAGAGGGAAAAGGGAAGAAAUCUUCAGCUCACAGCUCAGGUCAAAGGGGAAGAAAGCCUGGUGGCCGAAAUCCAGGAACGACUGUGUCAGCAGCUAGUCCUUUCCAGCAAGGCAGUUUUUCAGGAACUCCAGGCAGUGUAAAAUCAUCUUCGGGAAGUUCAGUACAGUCUCCCCAGGAUUUCUUGAGCUUUACAGACUCAGAUCUGCGUAAUGACAGUUAUACUCACUCCCAACAGUCAUCAUCAACCAAAGAUGUACAUAAAGGAGAGUCUGGAAGCCAGGAAGGGGGGGUAAAUAGUUUUAGUUCCAUAAUGGGUCUCCCUUCGACCUCAGCUGUUAUUUCACAGCCUAAAAGCUUUGAAAAUUCACCUGGAGAUUUGGGUAAUUCCAGCCUUCCUACAGCAGGAUAUAAACGGGCUCAAACUUCUGGCAUAGAAGAAGAAACUGUAAAGGAAAAGAAAAGAAAAGGAAGUAAACAAAGUAAGCAUGGGCCUGGUAGACCUAAAGGAAACAAAAAUCAAGAGAAUGUUUCUCAUCUCUCAGUUUCUUCUGCUUCACCAACAUCAUCGGUAGCAUCAGCUGCAGGAAGUGUAACCAGCUCUAGUCUCCAGAAAUCUCCUACCUUGCUCAGGAAUGGAAGUUUACAAAGUCUUAGUGUUGGCUCGUCUCCAGUUGGUUCAGAAAUUUCCAUGCAGUAUCGGCAUGAUGGAGCUUGUCCAACAGCUACUUUCUCAGAGUUGCUGAAUGCAAUACACAAUGACAGAGAUGACAGUUCUACACUAACAAAGCAGGAACUUAAAUUCAUAGGUAUUUAUAACAGCAAUGAUGUAGCAGUAUCCUUUCCAAAUGUAGUAUCUGGCUCAGGAUCUAGUACUCCUGUCUCCAGUUCUCAUUUACCUCAGCAAUCUUCUGGGCAUUUGCAACAAGUGGGAGCUCUCUCCCCAUCAGCAGCAUCAUCUGCAGCCCCAGCUGUUGCUACAACUCAGGCAAAUACCCUAUCUGGAUCUUCUCUUAGUCAGGCACCAUCUCAUAUGUAUGGCAAUAGAUUAAAUCCAAAUUCAUCAAUGGCAGCUCUUAUAGUUCAGUCUGAAAACAGUCAAACAGAUCAAGAUCUCGGAGACAAUGGCCGCAGCCUUGCUGGCAGAGGAAGCUCACCCCGAGGAAGUCUCUCACCGCGAUCUCCUGUAAGCAGCUUACAGAUUCGCUAUGAUCAACCAGUCAACAGCAGUUUGGAAAAUCUGCCUCCAGUAGCAGCCAGCAUAGAACAGCUUUUGGAGAGGCAGUGGAGUGAAGGACAGCAGUUUUUAUUAGAACAGGGUACUCCUAGUGACAUUUUAGGAAUGCUGAAGUCAUUACAUCAACUUCAAGUUGAAAAUCGAAGAUUAGAAGAACAGAUUAAAAACUUGACAGCCAAAAAAGAACGUCUUCAGUUACUGAAUGCACAGCUCUCAGUGCCUUUUCCAACAAUAACGACAAAUCCUAGCCCAUCUCAUCAAAUGCAUGCAUUUUCAGCACAGAAUGCUCCUACUACUGAUUCCUUGAACAGCAGUAAGAGCCCUCAUCUGGGAAACAGCUUUUUACCUGAUAAUUCUCUUCCUGUGUUAAAUCAGGACUUGACCUCCAGUGGACAGAGCACCAGCAGCUCUUCUGCUCUUUCUACCCCACCUCCCGCUGGGCAGAGUCCAGCGCAGCCGGGCUCAGGCGUUAGCGGAGUUCAGCAGGUCAAUGGUGUGACAGUGGGGGCACUGGCUGGUGGAAUGCAGACUGUAACAUCCACCAUUCCUGCAGUGCCUGGAGUGGGUGGAAUAAUUGGAGCUUUGCCAGGUAACCAACUGGCAAUUAAUGGCAUUGUAGGAGCUUUAAAUGGGGUUAUUCAGACCCCUGUCACAAUAUCACAGAACCCUACCCCCCUCACCCACACCACUGUACCACCUAAUGCAACACAUCCAAUGCCAGCCACACUGACUAACAGUGCCUCAGGACUAGGAUUACUUUCUGACCAGCAAAGACAGAUAUAUCUUCACCAACAGCAGUUUCAGCAGUUGUUAAAUUCUCAGCAGCUCACGCCAGAACAACAUCAGGCCCUUCUGUAUCAGUUGAUGCAACAGCACCACCACCAGCAGCACCACCAGCCUGAGCUACAGCAGCUCCAGAUGCCUGGGCCCACGCAAAUACCGAUCAACAACCUGCUCGCGGGCACCCAGGCGCCGCCGCUUCACCCCGCGACCACCAACCCCUUCCUCACCAUCCACGGCGACGGUGCAAGUCAGAAAGUAACGAGACUUAGUGAUAAAACUGGGCCUGUCACUCAAGAGAAAAGUUGACACUUGAGAAACCUCUAGAAAUUGCCUCUCCUGCUGCUCUAGCACUUGAUCUGGCUGCCGUUGUAGCCCUCCUACACCUAUGAAGAAAUGCGACAAGAAAUGAACUGCACAGCAAAGGAUUAAUUGCCACAAGGACAUUCUUGUAAGGCUUUGAUUAAUUUUCUUGUUGCUUUGUUGCACUGAAAUGGAAUUUCCAUGCCCCCAUCCCUCAACCCAGAUUUUUUUGAACUUUAAGAAAAAAAUUUAAUAACUAACUUUUGUCAAUGAAAUAAUUUACAUGCAAUGAAUUUAUCAACCUAAGAGAAAUUUAAUAUAGUUGGUGCACAACUCAUUUUGUUAUAAAUUGGAGAGAUGAACAGCAAAACUAAAGACGUGUUCCAUUAUAAACUUUGAUUUUGUUGUACAAGUUGGAAUAUGAAAUACAGUCUUUUGUUUGGGUUACAGUAUGCUUGCUCUGUGAGUCCGAUCUUAAGACAGAUUUUAAGGAACUGUCCCAAUUUCUUCUAUUGGAGUUUUAUUGGUUAAAUAUUGCAAAUUAAUAGGUCAUCAACUGGGACUUGGCAAUCUUUGUUCUAAAAAUUUUCUUUAUGAUGGGAUUUGGCCAAUUUUGGUAAUCAAGUUAGGCUGGUAAUGUCUGCUUCUGCUAAAGGUAAUUUUCUUUUGCUAAACACUUUUUUUUUUUUUUUUAAGUGCUAAGACCUACUCGUGUUUUAAAGUUAACUACUCAUAUUUUGAGUUAAGUGAGUUCUAAGGCUGCUGGGGGAACCAGAUCAAUUCAAAGUGAAAGAUUUCUUUCAGAAAGAGGGGCCACUCUGGAAACUGCUGGCAGGGUUUGGCCUGAAUCAAGUGCCUGUUCGUACCUCCGUUGUGUUGAAACGGCUCUGGACAGCCGAGCCUGCAGCGUCGUCAGUCCUGUGAGUAGUGGGAGCAGUCAGUGCCGCACAGCAGCCUUCCCCGUGCUUCUGCCUUGAUCGAAAACUUUCUAUGCCACUGUAGAUAGCUCAGGCAAAACUAUUACCUGGGUGUUUAUCCACUAAUGAGUCACAAGAAAAAUGAGUGGAUUUGGUAAGGUUUUUAGUUUAUUUUUUUUACUUUGUUUUUUGUUUUUUUGUUUUUUGUUUGUUUGUUAAUUUAAACAACUUCCCGUUUACUGACAGUGAUUUCAAACAGACCGAACAACUGCAGUUCCUGAAACAGGUGAAAUCUGUAUUUACAGUCCUUACACUUGGGGUAGCCACGCCCCUGGGGUGACGGUAUGGCAGAGUAGAAAUUAAACAAUUGGGGAUGUAAUCACUGAACUGUUCUCAAAUGUGUGAAUUAUUAGUGGAAAAGACCCAGCUGUAAUUAGACCUCCACUGUGUACUUAGCUGGAAGAACAUGUUAAUUCUGCAAUAUGUCUCUUGGUUAAACAUUGCACAGUUCUUACCUCAUUUCUGUAAAUAAGGUUUUGUGAAUCUGUUUUGUAUUGUGAAAAAUUCAUAACAUUGAUAUUUUGAUUUGUAAUAUUUCUAAUUGGUAGAUUUAAUUGAAAAGUAAAAUUAAUUUAUUUUUAUAUGUUCAGGGGAAUUUUAAAGAAAGUCAAAUCUUUUGUAGAUAAUUAAAAAAAUCGGUGUGGUUUAUUUUACUUAUUUAACCCACUGGUUGUUAUUCUGUAACAAUUUGUAUAAAUGGUAAAUUUUGAAUGUGUUGUUAUUUUACCUAGAUGUAAAAUUCCACAUGUAUUAAAGAAAAUGUACAAAGUUUUUGUUAAUAAAAUUUAAUAAUGUUUAUAA
Molecule: messenger RNA, 5539 nt
Organism: Leopardus geoffroyi (Geoffroy's cat)
Lineage: Eukaryota; Metazoa; Chordata; Mammalia; Carnivora; Felidae
Gene: MLLT10
Product: MLLT10 histone lysine methyltransferase DOT1L cofactor
Exons: 24
Coding region: 507-3767 (1086 amino acids)
Biological process (GO): regulation of transcription by RNA polymerase II
Cellular component (GO): nucleus
Molecular function (GO): nucleosome binding; histone binding
Source: RefSeq, a predicted model, not a curated record